This is a messenger RNA of Prorocentrum cordatum, 495 nucleotides long. The record is from the annotation of a GenBank genome assembly. Lineage: Eukaryota; Dinophyceae; Prorocentrales; Prorocentraceae.
AUGUCGGAUGCGACAUUGGAGCCUAGUGCCUUUUUCAGCUACAACGCUUGCAUUAGUGCGUGUGACAAGGGCGAGCAGUGGCAGCGGGCUCUGGCGCUGCUGAGCGAGAUGUGGGAGGCGAGGCUGAAGCCUAACGUCAUCAGCUACAACGCUGGGGUCAGCGCCUGCGAUAAGGGCGAGCAGUGGCAGCAGGCUCUGGCGCUGCUGAGCGAUAUGCGGGAGGCGAAGCUGAAGCCCGACGGCAUCAGCUAUAUCGCAGGGAUCUGCUCGUGUGAGAGAUGCGGCCUGUGGCGGCAGGCGUUGGCGCUGCUUGGCGAGAUGCGGGAGAUUAAUUUGGAAUCGAACUCGCUCAGUCACAACUUGGGCAUCACAGCGUAUGAGAGGUCGUCUCGCAACUCGGCAGGCUUCCCAGACUAUCGUGGGAUUGGUCUGUCGCGUUUUCGAGUAUCUCGCGAAGCGCUUUGCGAGUGGGGCCCAGCUGGGCAACCAUUGUGA